GAGACACUGAUGCACAGAUUUUACAUUCAGUUGAUGGUAGAGAGAACACAAGCUCUGAAAGGACGACAGGAAACUAGACUCCUGUGAAGAGGACGGUAUACAGGACAUACAGGAAAACAGUGCAGAAAAAAAACCUCUGAAUCCCCCGGAGACAUGGCAAUGAUUCUGAGUGAAAUGGAGAAGGAGAUUCCUCUGUGUGUGUCUCUGCCCAUUGAGGUGAUGAGUCCUGAACAGACCUUUCCUUUCCUGAACACCACUCUGGCAGAUCUGGGUAUUGACGAAUCAGCAGUGAAAGAGCAUGUGGUGUGGGUGGACACCAAGCGCACACGGGUGAGGAGCAAAUCAGGGAAAUUUAAGGAGAAGGAAGUGUCUGUGCUGGAGGUACGAGUGAAAGCACAACUGCCGGGUCAAACCAAAUGCCAGGAGGUUCUCUACAGCACCGAGUCGCACACGGACCGCUCGUACUGCCGCAGCGGCAUUGCCUUCCUGCCAUGGACUCUCGCUCAAACAGAUGACAAUGAGCCGGUUGAAAUGACCCUGGCUUUGGAUUCACAAUCUCACACCACAAAGUCAGAAGAGCAGAGUGCAUUGGAAUGA
Molecule: messenger RNA, 597 nt
Organism: Hemibagrus wyckioides
Lineage: Eukaryota; Metazoa; Chordata; Actinopteri; Siluriformes; Bagridae
Exons: 3
Coding region: 154-597 (147 amino acids)
Source: RefSeq, a predicted model, not a curated record